ACGCAUACAUAUACCAUAAGCCAAACGUACUCAUCAAUCGAUUCUAAUCCCUAUGUCACCACCAUUUAGUUGGAAGUGAAACGAACAUCGUGGCCUACGGUCCAUAGUUAAAUAUAGGAAUGGAUAUAUUAAAUUAAACUAGCUUUAUUGAUAUCUGAAAUAGAAUAUUAGCAAAGCUUGGCUUCUGCUUACCGCUAAAUCAAAAUUAGACUUACUUGUACAUAAAUUGUAUUAGAGUCACUAAUUGCUAGAACGUUUCUAUUAUAAGGGUAUCGCAUUUGGUAAUUUAUCAGAUGGCCCAAAGCAACAAGCAAGCAAUCCAGACAGAUGCAACAAGCAACCUGACUUUCCUCAGUGAAUUAGCACAGGAGAAAGCUAGAUUCGAAGAGGAAAAAAAGCAAAGACUUAAUAAAAGAAUAAAUUAUGGAACAACAAACAAACGAGAUUAUGGAAUCAAGAAAGAUGAACCAAGGUCGAAUUAUGCGAGAGUUAAAAGACACAGUGAAGAAGACGCUCCUCGAAAGAAGCCUAAUAAUGAACAGAAACGACGAUUCAUUUUAAAGAAUGAAGAUGAAAAUGAAGAGGAUCUGAGGAAAAGUAGAUUGGGUUUGGAGCGUAAAGCUCUGAAGUAUAAUCAGUUGUUAAACGACAAUAGUCAAACAGCUGAGGGCGAAGAGAUGCUAGUGGAUUUUACGAAAAAAUGGGCCGAAGAGAGUCGGGAAAACGAGCUUAUUGAGAUUACGGAUGAAUUUGGACGAACUAGGCAAGUAUCUAUCUAUGAAGCGGGACAAGCGCUUCUUCCUUCCAAGGAAGAAUACAAACCUGAAAAUGUUAUUCAUGGUGAAUAUAUGCCAGAAUACAAGGUUGAUGAGCACCAUAUUGAGGAUCUACACCGCCGAGACGAGCAACAAGCGGUACAUUACGACGCCUCCAAAGAAAUUCGUACAAAAGGAAUAGGAUUUUUCCAAUUUUCACUAGAUGAAAAUGAAAGGCAACAGCAAUUCGAAUCUUUAGGUAGGAUACAUGAAGAUACGGUUCGACAACAACCUCGAAAAGUUGGAUUAAAUAUACUAAAAGAGCGAGAAAACAAACUAGCAUCCCGAAGAAAUACUCUUCAAAAACACUAUGAACGAAUGAUUGGAGAAGAGUGGAUAAAACAACAAUUCAAUGGCAUUUAGAUUCUAUUCAUCUAUUAUAUUUUUCUACUUUGAUUAAGUUAAACAAGUUGUGUAAAGUAGACAUCCGUCUAUUGCCCAAGAGAUGCAUAUACUAAGAAGGUAAAAAGUCAAUUCUUCCCAUCCAUAGCAAAAUAAGGAUUGCAAAGAAUGGGCUUUGCUCGUC
This is a messenger RNA of Schizosaccharomyces octosporus yFS286, 1341 nucleotides long. RefSeq lists its product as uncharacterized. NCBI's taxonomy places the organism in Eukaryota, Fungi, Ascomycota, Schizosaccharomycetes, Schizosaccharomycetales, Schizosaccharomycetaceae. The record is from RefSeq and is a predicted model, not a curated record. Gene Ontology annotation, cellular component: nucleus. Bases 294 to 1178 code for a protein of 294 amino acids. The transcript has a single exon.